Messenger RNA from Callorhinus ursinus (northern fur seal), 1566 nucleotides. RefSeq names its product H2A clustered histone 25 (gene H2AC25). Lineage: Eukaryota; Metazoa; Chordata; Mammalia; Carnivora; Otariidae. Gene Ontology annotation, molecular function: DNA binding; protein heterodimerization activity; structural constituent of chromatin. Gene Ontology annotation, cellular component: nucleosome. The record is from RefSeq and is a predicted model, not a curated record.
GUACCUUCGUUACUUUGCUGGGGUUUUUCGGCUUUUUCUUUGGCCGACACCCCUCUUGGAAAUGUCCGGCCGAGGCAAGCAGGGCGGCAAGGCGCGCGCCAAGGCCAAGUCGCGCUCCUCGCGGGCCGGCCUGCAGUUCCCCGUGGGCCGCGUGCACCGCCUGCUCCGUAAAGGCAACUACUCGGAGCGGGUCGGGGCCGGCGCCCCCGUGUACCUGGCGGCCGUGCUCGAGUAUCUGACGGCCGAGAUCCUGGAGCUGGCGGGCAACGCGGCCCGCGACAACAAGAAGACGCGCAUCAUCCCGCGCCACCUGCAGCUGGCCAUCCGCAACGACGAGGAGCUCAACAAGCUGCUGGGCCGCGUGACCAUCGCGCAGGGCGGCGUCCUGCCCAACAUCCAGGCCGUGCUGCUGCCCAAGAAGACCGAGAGCCACCACAAGGCCAAGGGCAAGUGAGGCUGCGGAGGCGGGCUGGCAGCGGCCGUGCGCCCCGGGCGCCCCGUGACACCAAAGGCUCUUUUCAGAGCCACCCACAGUCUCGAGAAAAGAGCCGCACUGAGCACGCAUCCUUUCCUUGUUUCAGGACUGCGUUCUCGCGGGCGCACGGGGAGCCGGGCCCGGGGCACGAUCCGGGCGAGCCCACGCGCGCGGUGGGCUCCCGCGUCCGUUUGCCGCAGGAAAUGCCAGCGGACACGUGUCUGCCGUCUGCCUUUGAAUGUCAUCCCCACGCCUCGGGCUCGGUCCGGGUCAUCGUGAGGGUAUCUGUUCCUGCGGCUGACCGCUGCCUUCGGCUGCGCAGAGUGUCGUGCGGUCACGUCUAGACGCCAAGUACAGGCUGUUCUUUUCCCGGGCCCGGAUAACCGGGCAGUUUCACCUGGUUUUGAAAAUACGUACUGUGUAGGGAGAAUCUGCUUUUUGAGGUUCUGCUACGUAAACCUUAUGAUUUACCUUUAAAAAUGGAAGGGUGCUUGACUGAUUGCAUGUUGCAAAGUUCUGGAAACCGGUGCUUCGGAGUUACGAGCUAAUGUGGAGAUUAAGAUCUUGGAAAGGGUUUUUGCUCUAGAGGCGUUUGCAACAUUUAAAAGAAAGUCGUUUUUAAGGGGAGGGUAAACUUUAUGACGAUUUAAGAGAAUUUAAAUUACUCAAUUUGGGUUGGCCAAACAUGAAUCCGAGUCCCUUAACCUGAUAGCUAAAAUUAGGGACUAGAAUAAUUUGUCUAUUGAGUUUGGUCAGGAAAACUAGGUUUGUGAAUUUAGUUACGGGUACAGCGAACAUUGUUAGGGUCAGAUUAUGUAAUACAUAUGUGGCUAUUUCAGAAGAGGACUGUUCAUGAGCUGCAUAUUGUGUAAUAAACGGGAGCUGGACAAUCCCAGGGGUCCUGGCAACGUGAUGAGAAUGUACAUAGCACCCACCUCAUGGGGGAGGAGGGAUUAAGUGGUUGAUUCAUAAUAAUUCCUUUAAAACAAUGUCUGGCACAGAGAGAGCCUGAUAACUGUUGUUGUUCCUACUGUCAUUAUCUAUUGUUUUCAUUACUUUUUUAUAGCAAUAAAGACAGGCAGGUAAGACAA